Molecule: messenger RNA, 1057 nt
Organism: Rhodamnia argentea
Lineage: Eukaryota; Viridiplantae; Streptophyta; Magnoliopsida; Myrtales; Myrtaceae
Product: NDR1/HIN1-like protein 13
Exons: 1
Coding region: 133-906 (257 amino acids)
Cellular component (GO): plasma membrane
Source: RefSeq, a predicted model, not a curated record
GUCUCAAUAUCUUCUUCUUCUUCUUCUUUAACUCCAUAUGCUCAUACAUUCUGCUCUCUGUUCGCCGCCGUAUAGACUCGAGAGGUUUCACUUCUCAACUUUGACACCAUAACGAGCUCAGCUGACUCAGCAAUGGCCGACCGAGUCCACCAUCGCGACUCGCCGGAGCCCGAUUCGCCGAGGAAGCCCCUCUCCCCGCUCGAGGACACGCCGGUCCCUCCCCCGGUCCCGGGCACCUACGUGAUCCAAAUCCCCAAGGACCAAAUCUACCGCGUCCCUCCACCGGAGAACCAAGGCCGCUACAAGCGGUACUCCCGCCGGGAGACCCGCCCCCUCCGGCGCUGCUGCUGCUGCUCCGUCGUCGCAGUCGCCGCGCUGAUCGUCCUCCUCGCCGCCGCCGCCGGAAUCUUCUACCUCGUCGUGAGGCCGCAGUCGCCGGACUACGCCGUCAGCGGCAUCUCGAUCGGCGGGCUCAACCUGACGUCCUCCUCGCCGGUCUCGCCGGCGAUGGACGUCGCUGUCAGGGCCAACAACCCGAACGACAAGAUCGGGAUCUACUACCUCGAAGGAAGCUCCGCGGAAGUCUACUACACCGGCAUCAAGCUCUGCGACGGCGCUCUGCCGGUGUUUUACCAACCGGCGAACAACGCGACGGUGUUCGACGCGGCGUUGAAGGGCGGGGCCAUGGUUUUGACGAGCGAAUUGCGGCAGGCGCUGGUGAGCGAUCAGACCCAAGGGAGAGUGCCGUUGACGGUGAAGGUAACGGCCCCGGUGAAGCUCAAGUUGGGGGCUCUGAAGACGUGGAAGAUUACCGUUAAGGUGACGUGUGACGUAACGGUCGAUAAGCUGACGUCGACGGCAAAGAUUGGAUCCAGGGAAUGUCAUUAUGGGGUCGAUAUAUUCUGAGGAAGAUGGUUUAUUUUGUCGCAUUAGAAUAUAAUAAUGACUGUUUAAUUAUUCUUUUGAGCGAAGCCUGUGACCUUUGUAGCUCGUCGUGUAAAUUUCGUCGUACAAAAAUCGACUUACGGUUAGAAAAAAAAGAAACGGAUUUAAUUAA